Messenger RNA from Saccostrea echinata, 3677 nucleotides. RefSeq lists its product as uncharacterized. Bases 52 to 3207 code for a protein of 1051 amino acids. The record is from RefSeq and is a predicted model, not a curated record. The transcript has 15 exons. NCBI's taxonomy places the organism in Eukaryota, Metazoa, Mollusca, Bivalvia, Ostreida, Ostreidae.
UGUUAUUAUGAGACUUCCAGUUUGCUUGAAACACGUGUAUAUUCACAACCCAUGGAUAGUCAGAAGAAAAUCAAGAAAGUUAUCAAAUUUGUCGCAAAAAAUGUCAAGGAUAUCAAAAAUGUGUCAAGGAAAGAUUUAGGUUCAGCAUUUCGAUCAGCAAUAAACAACCUACCAAAUGGUAAAGUCAGAGAAGAAAUUGAAUCCCAGUUUGAGAGUUAUCUGAGUGAGCUACAGAGAAGAGUGUCAAAAGCACAAAGGAAAGAUGUUGAUGGUAAAACCAGCAAAAUUUACCACAUCCUGAAAACAGAUGAAACGUGGAAGCCACCAAAGGGAAUGUCAAGUGAUGAAGAAAAUAAAAUAAGAAGUUGCGUCAUCAGUCAGAAGUUAAGAAAAGGGCUGGAUAUUAAAGAUGAUGUAUCAUUAUUGCAGACCCAUCAAGAUGACAAAAAAGUACUAAUGAAGCUAGGCUGCACUUCCAUUAUGCUUCAAAGCCUGAAAAACAUUAUGAAUGUUUACAUGAGAGAUUGCCAAGCAGAUGUGGAAAGAGCCUUGCAAACAAAAAAUGUUCCAAGAAUUCAACAGUUGGCUGAUUUCAUGGAGGAAUGUUUAAGAUGGUUUGGCAUGAAAUACAGGGACAUUUCGGAAAAGAAGGAGAAAUCCCUACCAACAUAUGGAGAUAUUAUGGCGUGUUUUUGUUCUAUGUAUAUGGACAUGAGAACAGUACUAUCAAGGAAUUUACAAAAGAAGGAGAGGAAAAAGAUUGCAAGAAAGCUGUGUGGAUUUGUGAGUUUUCUUGUUCCUGAUGAGUCCAAAGUGGACGUUUUAAUGCAGUUGACGGAAUUUACUUCUCAAGAUGAAAAAUUCAUACACCCAUUUUUACAAAAAUAUUUAAAGGACCCAAAAAUUGAGGGAGACUGUACGAUGUACCUCAAACAUAUUCUCUGUAUUGUUCUUCUAAGUAAAAAAUUGCCUGAUGUCAUGCAGGAAUACAAACAGGCUGCUCAAAGAACACCAGCUCCAAGUGAGUUCAUGUCCUGGAUCUCUGCACAGAACCCAACUUUAAUGGAUUCCAUACCAACUGACAGGAAGUUUGUUGGCGGUCACAUCACCAAGUUUCUAUUGGAGGAUUUAGAUGAUGAUCUUUUAGAGCAAUUUUUAGAUGUGUUAAGCAUUGGAGGCGAUGAAGAGGCAGGCAUUUCUGAGGAAAUUCCAGAUGUAGUGCUGGAAGAAGAACCUGAGACCAAGAAUGAGCCCAGUAGUUCUUCCCUACCUGUCGAUUUCUUCUUCAUUGAUAAAGGGAAACCAAAGGCAGAUCCUGUUGAGGUUGAAGAAGGUGAGGAAAAGUUGGAGGAGGAGAUUUCAGAGGUUGACUCUGGCAAGGGUUCAAAUUCUCCAGUGAUGCUUUCUGAUAGUGAGGAAGCUGAACCUGCCAUAAUCUUGGAAGAUGCCCUGGAUGAAAUAAGUAAUGUUCUCCAGAAUGCUGCUAAAAUGGAGGAAUCAAAGCAUGAGAGUGAAAGUGAAAAAGAGGAUGAAGAUGUAGAGAUAUUGGAAACAGUGAUAAAGAAGAACACUUCUCUAGACAGUGGUGAGAGUGAAAUUUUCAAAGGAACAAACAAAAUGGAUGAUGAUGUUGAGCUUCAUCCAGGUUCUUCAGGUAAACUGCCAGAAACAGAGAAAACAAAGACCAGAAUAGAGGUUGAGGUACAUGUAGCUGAUGUUAAAGAAUCAGAAAAUGUUGAGUCAACAUCAAAACGUCCAGCUGCAUCUCUAAGAACUACUUCAAAAAGAACAUCAUCAGUAAGCUCUCAAAGUUCAAAGGCAGACAAGAUGAAAAAGAAUGAACCAAUCAUAGGGUCAGAAAUUGAGGCUAAUAAUUCUGAGUUUGAUAAAUCUAAAUUACCAUUAGAGUUCAUUCAGUCCAAAGAAGAUAAGGGGAAAAAGAGGAAAGGGGUCAGAGAGAAAGGUGAUGUAGAAUCUGAUGAGAAUGAUCAAUCCAAAGGAAACAGAAAGAGGAAAGUGAUCAAAGAGAAAGAUGAUGUUGGGUCUAAUGAGAAGGAUAUGGCAGCCGACAGCAUGGUGUCUGAUUCCUGUGAAUCUGAUGAUGAUGACGAUUUUAACGUUCCAAACAUUGUGACAGAUGAUAAAUCUAGAAGCAUAUCAAAAGUCAGAAGUGAUGAGAAAGCAGAAGACUUUAUAUCACCAAUUAUUCAAAAUAUUAGGGUUAAGCCUAUUAAGAAGGGCCCUAGGAAAAGGAUUCUGGUAGAAAAGGAUGCUCCUAAAAGUGACACUGAACCAGAGAGUGGGGAGGUUUUCACUUCAAUAAUAUCCCCACAGAAAAAGUCUAAGAAUACUGAAGAAGAAGAGAAGAAGGAACUUCCUACCAAGGAAGAGGCAGCUGAUCACAUGACUAGAAGGAGGUCAAGAAGGAAAACUACUUCAGAUCUCCCAUUACACAGCAAGCUGAAAGACACCAAGGCAAAUGCUAAGAGGAAAUCUUUAGUGCCAGGCGUGGAUUGUACACCUGAAAAGAAUUCAAAGAUAACCGAGUACUUUUUGAGAACGCCAAUUAGAACUAGGGGAAGGGUGAUUUACAAAGAUGAAGAAAAUGAAGAGACAAAUUCCGAAGCAACUAAAGAGAGCAAAUUGAGAGCUGGAGAAAGUGAAAAGAACAAGGACACUGAAGAAGAGAACACAUUAGGAAAAGUGAGAACCAGGAGACAAUCAGGGAAAGAAGAUACCUCAAAUGAUUCAAAACAAAGAAAAAAGGAAAGUAAGAAAGCUACGAAGGGUGAAAAAAUUGAAGAAGAGAACACUGUAGAAAAAGUGAGAACCAGGAGACAAUCAGGGAAAGAAGAUACCUCAAAUGAUUCAAAUCAAAGAAAAAAGGAAAGUAAAAAAGCUAUGGAGGGUGAAAAAAUUGAAGAAGAGAACACUAUAGGAAAAGUGAGAUCAGUAAAAACCAGGAGACAAUCAGAGAAAGAAGAUACUACUUCUACAAAGGAUUCAAAACAAGGAAAAAAGGACAAUGAAAAAGCUACAGAGAGGAAAACUAGUGAGACGAAGCCAACACCUAAAAAGGCUCCACAGAUACGCAGGAGAAUAUUACGUAGCAGUAUGAUAUUUAAGGGUGAUCAAAUGGAAAUCGCAGAGACUCCAUCUUCUAGUAAUGACAGUGCUUCACUAGAAUCCCCAGAGAAAGCUACCUGAUCAUCAAAGAGAAUUUAUUGCCGGUUUAAGAUUGAAGGGUUUUACUUCUAUCAAAUCACUAUACAGUGUUUGCAUGUCAGUAUUCAUUACUAAAGUUGACCAUCAAUUUUGACAAAGAUGUCCUAAAAAUGCAUGGCUUUUUAUUAAAAAAAAUGAAUUGAAAGUUAUUAUAUUGCCAUUUUUUGGUGCUAACCUGGUCAAAUUUUUUAAUUUCAAAAUGAGGCCAUCUGUAAAAAAAAAUUGUUUGUUUGCCCUCUCCUGACGGGCUGGCUAAAAUGGCUUGACUGUGAUUUUUUUUUUAAAAACUCUAGGAUGCAAUCAUUUUUCUUAUUCAUUCCAAAAUAUUCAAUCAACUAUUUUAGUUUUAUUAAUACCAUCAAUUUCAUUGAGUUUUGAAAAUUAAGCAUUGAUGUUGAACAUUUCAGAAAAAAAAUUCCCUACCUACAAACUGACCCAAUCUUUUAUCCCCU